UCCACCAAUCGGACGCGGGACUGGGUCAAGGUUGGUGUGUGCACAGGAACAGAGGGACCGUUGCUGUCAGUGGAAAGCACAGUUGUCCAUCCAGCACCAUGGGAAAGAAGAGUCGAGUGAAGACUCAGAAGUCGGGCUCAGGAGCCAGCGCUGUGGUUUCACCCAAAGAGAUGAUGAACCUCAUCUCUGAGCUGCUGCAAAAAUGUAGCAGUGCAGCACCAUCCGCUGGUAAGGAGUGGGAGGAGUACACCCAAAUCAGAGGAUUGGUUGAGAAGAUCCGCAAGAAACAGAAGGGCAUGUCAGUAGUGUUUGAGGGCAGUAGAGAGGACUACUUCUCAGAACUGAUGUCUUGGGCUGAGGAAAAUGGAGCUUCCUGUGAUGGCUUCACUGUGACCAACUUUGGCACAGAAGGCUAUGGCCUGCGGGCCACCAUGGACAUCAAGGCAGAGGAACUGUUCCUGUGGAUUCCCAGGAAGAUGCUGAUGACAGUAGAGUCAGCCCAGAACUCUGUUCUAGGUCCUCUGUACAGCCAGGACCGCAUCCUACAGGCCAUGGGCAAUGUGACACUGGCCCUCCACCUGCUCUGUGAGCGGGCCAACGCGGCUUCCCCAUGGCUGCCAUACAUCCACACUCUUCCCCAGGAGUACGACACGCCGCUUUACUACCAGCAGGACGAAGUGGAGUUGCUGCUGGGUACACAGGCAGUGCAGGAUGUUCUAAGCCAGUAUAAAAACACUGCACGACAGUACGCCUACUUCUACAAACUGGUCCAGACUCACCCUGCAGCCAGCAAACUGGCCCUGAAGGACAGCUUCACAUUUGAUGACUACAGGUGGGCGGUGUCUUCAGUGAUGACCCGUCAAAACCAGAUCCCGACUGAGGACGGGAGCCGCGUCACUCUGGCUCUCAUCCCCCUGUGGGACAUGUGUAACCACACAAAUGGACUGAUCACCACCGGCUACAACCUGGAGGAUGACCGCUGUGAAUGUGUGGCGCUGCAGGACUACAAGGAGAAUGAACAGAUCUACAUCUUCUAUGGCACCCGGUCCAAUGCUGAGUUUGUCAUCCACAACGGCUUCUUCUACCAGGACAACGCCCACGACCGAGUGAAGAUCAAGCUGGGUGUCAGCAAGAGCGAGCGCCUGUACGCCAUGAAGGCUGAAGUGUUGGCACGAGCCGGCAUCCCAGCGUCCUGUGUCUUUGCUCUGCACUGUAAUGAGCCCCCCAUUUCAGCCCAGCUCCUAGCCUUCCUCAGAGUGUUCUGCAUGACGGAAGAGGAAUUAAAGGACUACCUGCUCGGAGACCAUGCAGUCAAUAAGAUCUUCACCCUGGGCAACAGUGAGUUCCCUGUCAGCUGGGAUAAUGAGAUCAAGUUGUGGACUUUCCUGGAGACCCGAGCUGCUCUGCUGCUCAAGACCUACAAGACCACCUCAGAGGAGGACCGCUUCAUGCUGGAGAAACCUGAUCUUUCUCUGCACUCUCGCGUGGCCAUCCAGCUCCGUCUGGCUGAGAAGCAGAUCCUGGAGAAGGUGUCAUCAAGCGGACGAGCUAAACGUCUGCACUUCCAGAAGAAGCUGGAGGAGGGCGCACCAUUGCCUCACUAUGAAGAAAGCGAUAUCGCUUUGCUGGAGAAUACUGAACCAGACGCAAAGCUUCCAAUUAUCCUCCGCAAGCUGGAGGAGGUGGAGGAAGGCCAGGAGAUCCAGGUGGAGGAGCACAGUCAUCUCCUGAAUGGGGAGAAGGUGGUGUACAGGAUGGAGGCAAAUGGAGAGCCAGUGCAGGAGGAGACUCUGGAGAGGGUCAGCAAAGAUGUUCAUUCAGCUCUGGACUCCACUGGAACUUCAAACCAGAAAGGCCAAAUGGAAAUAGCCGACCAAAGUGCCAGCCGAACUGAAGAGAAUCCCAAAGAGAGGAGUGAAUAAAUAUAUUCCACCUACAGCCACAGCCCAUGCUAUUUAUUUAUUUUUGUGUCUCUAAAAUGACUCAGAAAUAUCAAAGCUGAAAAAAACAACAUUAGAAGGUAGCAGAACUGUGUGGUCAUCCAGCGUGGCUUUUCUUAGUUGUCUGCUGCAGAACUUGUUUCAGAUGCUACCAGUGUCUCGCAGCCUUCUGCACAUGUUCACAUUCAAAAAUCAGUGUGUUUAAAUUAAAAAUGUAGGUUUUUAUUGAAACAUUUUUUGUGGCAGGGGUGCAGGUCCCAGCAGAUCAUCAGAUAAAGAAAAAAAAACAAAAUGGAGUUAUUUUCACAAAACCAAAACCUCUGUAAUCAUGUGAAGUGGUUGGUUUAUUACUGCAGUUUUUCUCCAUAUGUGUCCACUAUAUUUUGAGUUGACAAUCCUUUUCUGUGGAGCAUUUUGGGGUGUGCUGCUGAUUUAACACCAUUGGCCUCUGUUUUCUUUUCUCUGCUUCAAAUAAUUUCAGGUUGAAUAACAAUAACAUAGCUGCAGCCCUUCUUAAAAACCUGAUUUAUUUCCUGUUUUAAAAGUUUCUUUAUGAAUGUAAUCAGUUCACGUUAGAGUGAGUAUCUGUGGAUGUCACUAAAAGGAACUGAUGUGUGACACAGUGAUCACUGUUGUUGCCCCUGAGAAAGCCAUAUACAGGACUCAGUGCUAACUAACUGUGCACUGAUACAAAGCCAAUACUGACUGAAAUACUCACAUUUGAUGCACAGGCUUUCAUUCUAAUCACUUAUUACAUUGGACCGUAUUUUAGUGUGUGUGGUCAUGAGGUCUGUCAAUUUUCCCCAUUUACUGAAAACACUUCAAUCAUCAUUACUCGCCGUACUGUGGAGCCACAUUCAGCACUGUGGCACUUUUAUAUUGACAAUACAUGAUUCAUACUAUUUGACAGAGUUGAUCUUUGAGCCUUAGGCCACAUUUCAUCUCCAUCAGAACAUGUUGGUUCAGGUGUCUUCAUGUGACCCAAGUCACAACAACUGGUCAUAAUGGGGCUGCCUCCUUAAGUCUGAUCACUUGGAUUAUAAUUAUCAUUAAGCCCCCCCAGCCGACGCAGGAUCUCAAUCCGAUUAUACGGCUUUGCUUGCUAGCGUCCUCUAUUUUCAUAACAAAACGUUAUAUUAGCGACUUACUGGUAGAUCAAGAGGGCAUGCAAUGGGUCAAGCUGACAGUCAUUGCCCUCUGAGCGGGUCAUGACGGGUGGAAUACGUAACUCUUCCCACUGUGUUGAAUCUAAUUUUUUACUUGAGUAGCCUGCAUAUCUGGGCUCAGAGUGCCCUACCUGUAUAUGAAGGUGAGGUAUAUGCUAAUAUAGUUCUAUGCAUUGGAUUUCCUCACGUCUUUCUCCAGACAUCCUUUGACUCCCUGACUUGACCUUCCUAAUCCAGUCAGGGUCAAAUGUCGGCGUAUUACCAUCCUCCAAUUGUAUAUGACCAUUUGUUACCAUGUCACGGAAGUUUCAUAUUUACUCUGGGUCACGUGUGCAUUUCUAAACCAACUCUUGGGGAGAAUUUAGCAAACUGCUGAAUGCUGAUGAAGAGCAUGAGAUGUAGUUGAGGAGCUCAGGAGAGACUUCUUUUUUGUUAGUGUACCUUCACUAUAUUCUGACAAUCUACUGUUCCCGAAAGAAGUGACUGUCUUUCUUCCACUAGAAUGAAGAUGUAACGGUGUUGUUUAAAGAAAGGUUUAGCCUCACAAACUUGGACCAGGAACACAGUGGAGCACCAUUAUCAUGAUUUACUUCACUGUAGAGAUAAGAGAAUAAGAAUCAUCACUUGUGGCUCUGAGGUGAAACGGUCAAUAUCCUGGUGCCCUGUUCAAAAUGAACUAGGCUAAUUAGGGACUAAUUGUCAGUGGGAUGUUGUAAGAAGUUGCAUUCACUAAACCUGUGCACCUGUCAUGGCAGAAACACUUCAGCUCACAUAUACUGUAUUUAGCAUCCUUCACCUUUAUCUCGUCAACUAGUGCAGUGCCCAUCAAGCUGGAGUGUGAACUUUGAUGAUGUCAUCAGCGACAUCAUCGGUGAAUGUUUUCUCAGUUCAAAAGUUUGACGUGUAUCUGCUGAGUGGUUGUGUAGAACAUGGAAGGACACGGAUAUUCAGGGGAGAAAGUGGUCGGUUGAGUUCUCUGCAUCAGAAAUAAGCGCUGCUAUUAGCAGUUUUCCUUCUUCGUUGUUGUGCAUGUGUCACACAAACAGUAAAUAUGAUUCACAGCCUGUUGUUCUAACUGAUCGGUUGCUGUUAUCAGCUCUGCUUUAUACACUGAUCAGGGAUAAAAGAGCCUGACAGAUCUGCAAUGGCUACAGGAAGUAUUCAGGACCUUCACUUCAUUGUGUUGUAGAUGUAAACUGAUAUUUUGCCCGUCAAUCUACACUCCAUGACCCAUCAUGAUAAAAACUGAAAUCGCUCAUUUACUAAACUCUUCAGGCCCAUAAUUCAGGACUUUGUGGAAGCAGUUACAGCCUCCAGUCGUCUUAGUUAAGUCUCUACAAGCUUUGCACACCUGCAUUUGGACAGUUCUCCCAUUCUCUAUGACUGAUGCGCCCCGCGUUACGUUUGAUUGAUGUAAAAUGUCUGUAAACUGACAUCUCCAGUUCUCUCCACAGAUGUUCUAUGAGGUUUAAGUCUAGACAGUGGAGGACAAUCAAGUCUUGUCCUGAAGACACUUCCGUGUAGUGUGGGCUGUUUACCUCACACCUCUGUAUCUGGCUGCAUUCGUCUUCCACUCAGUUCUGACCAGUCUCCCUCCCUCUGUUGCUGAGAAGCCACCCAAUAGCAUGAUGCUUCCCCCAACAUGCUUCGCCUUACAGAUGUUGUUAAUCAGGUGAUGAGCAGUAUCUUAGAAUCUUAGACCCUGUGCUCUGAAUCCUUCAAGUGCUGUUUGACACACUGCUAACAGGCUGUCAGUGAUGUCUUUCUGUCAUCUCCACCAUAAAGGCCUGACCGAUAGAGGUCAGUUUUCUUUUCACUGCAGAGUGCGUCUGAAGCUCUGCUAGACUGGCCAACUAAAAGAUAAAUCCAAUAAUCGUUUUAGCUCAGAUGAGAGGCCAAUAACCUCCUGGGUUCCGGUUCUUUACUUAACACACAGGUGAGAGUGGUAAUGAUCUUCUCAUUUAAUUCUAAGACAGACAAUACAUAUAAAGUACUCACCAAAAGCCGAUGUGCAGUUUGUCUAAAAAAAAGACUGCUGAUUGUUAAGGAGAAAUUAAGGUGAACUGUCCCUGCUGUCCUCUUUUGGAUGAUGUUUUCAGAAAUAGUGGUUGGUUUAUACUGUAUGUGGAUAACGCCGCCGUUGAUUUGUUGUGUAACCUUUUAACUCGGCAUGUUCCACCUUCCAAAAAUCAGACACAUAUCUGCUGUGAGCCCUGGCUUGCUAAUGUAAAAUCAGCCACAAAGGCCCAGUACACAUCUGGUAUUAAUUGGUUUUUGUGUUCCGAUCACAAUUGGACAGCUCUGAGUGCGUGCGAUCACACCUGGCAUCGUCUUGUGAUCGGAUCCCAGGUCGAAUCUCACUUCCCCGUCCUAUAUGCAAAUUAGCACGUGCAUCAUUUACGCUCAAAGAUGCAAUGCAUGUCAGGAAGCUGCAAGGAGAAAAAGAAGAAAUCAAAAUAUCACAGAUGAUGCAUUCAUGGCAGAGAAAAUCGCAUCGUUGUUGUUGCCUAUUGCUACAGUUUAAAUGAUGCCUCGGGCGUAUAUGUACGUAUUUCCGCUUACACAGGACUUCUGUUGAGUAGGCGGUCCAUCAAUGUGGCCAGGACCACAUUCGUGUCCACGCCGCUUAAAGAAUAGCCAGACCAACCUUGGUCUGGCGUGAUCGGAUCGCUAUCUGAUCUGAGUGCGUUCACAUUUAGAGCUGUCCACUUGUGAUCGGAUCACAACACUUAGGUUGACUGCAGCCUGACUGCAGGUUGUGUUCACGUGGAUGUGUACGUGACCACAUGAUGCUCUUGUUUUAUAUCACAUUUGAACUGUCACUUUUCCAUCACAAAUCUGUAUUUUUUUAUGCAAUCAUGUACUUUCACCAACCUGUGCUGCUUUUUCUAAAGACCUCCGUACCACUGUGUGUGUGUUUGUGUGUGUGUGUGUGUGUGUGUUCCUGUACUUAUAUCUUUGUGAGAACCAUUUUAAGCAUAGACCCUACAGGGUGAGGACAUCUUUGGAAAGUGCGAACAUUUUUGGUCCUCACUUUUUCAAUGGGCUGUUCUAGGGGUAAGACUUGGUUUAAGGGUUAGAAUUAGGCAUUUAGUUUAGCUGGUUAAGGUUAGGGUAAUGGGCUAGGGAAUGUAUUAUGUCCACGAGUGUCCUCACUAAGAUAGAAGUACAAACGUGUGUAUGAGUGUGUGAGCUUCUAGCUUUAACCACACUCCUCGGCAGGUACACUGCUAUCCAGCGGACUCCUCACCAUCUCACUGUAUGUAGUAGUUGUGGGUUUCUCUCUCUCUCUCUUGGAGUGUACAGUAAAAACUCGAGCUGAUAUGGAAAGUUGUCCUGAAGCUGUCGACAUCUUAAAGUCAGAGAUUAAACUUCAUCUCAUUUCUCA
Messenger RNA from Paralichthys olivaceus (Japanese flounder), 6494 nucleotides. It is a transcript of the gene setd3, whose product is annotated as SET domain containing 3, actin histidine methyltransferase. Gene Ontology annotation, molecular function: protein binding; protein-L-histidine N-tele-methyltransferase activity; protein-lysine N-methyltransferase activity. The record is from RefSeq and is a predicted model, not a curated record. Gene Ontology annotation, biological process: actin modification; peptidyl-lysine trimethylation; peptidyl-lysine monomethylation. Lineage: Eukaryota; Metazoa; Chordata; Actinopteri; Pleuronectiformes; Paralichthyidae.